AUGACUCUUCAUCGUGAACGAGUACAAAGUUAUCAAACUGCUUCUGAAACCGUUGACGCCGAAAAAUCAGAAUUAGAUGCGAUAAAUGUUAGAAAGGAUAUUUAUUUAACAAAUUAUGAAGUCAAAAAUGUGGAUGGGCGAGAAAGGUUCAUAACCUAUCAAAAUAUAAAAUAUACCAUGAAUGAAUUUUUCGAAAUCCUACCUAAAGAUAUCGAAUUCUUAUGUAAAGAUACUCAUCUUUUAAUAGAAGAUAUUGAAUCAACAUACAAAAAAAUACAUGAUGAUAUUCUUACUUUACAAAAAGGAAUAGACAUUUAG
This is a messenger RNA of Racocetra fulgida, 318 nucleotides long. The record is from the annotation of a GenBank genome assembly. NCBI's taxonomy places the organism in Eukaryota, Fungi, Glomeromycota, Glomeromycetes, Diversisporales, Gigasporaceae.